This is a messenger RNA of Penicillium soppii, 312 nucleotides long. RefSeq lists its product as uncharacterized. The transcript has a single exon. The coding region runs from base 1 to 312 and encodes 103 amino acids. The record is from RefSeq and is a predicted model, not a curated record. NCBI's taxonomy places the organism in Eukaryota, Fungi, Ascomycota, Eurotiomycetes, Eurotiales, Aspergillaceae.
AUGGACCUUGACUCCUCAUUGGCGCUCGAACACAAGGCGACAAAGUCCAGGAUGAGCAGUCAGCUGGUCCUUCAUAUCCCGUUCCACAGCCUCGCCGUUAUUCUCACCCGACGCAAAUUUGAUCCGGUAGUGCAACACCAAAGCUGCUGCAACGAGUCGGAUCUGCGCAGUGCCAAAUGGCGACCGACACAGCCGGUGCGCCCUUACGGUACUGCAUUAGUACCAGAGCUAAUUUAUCUCCGCCAGGAAUUUGGCUACAUGGAACUUUUCGCUUACCAACACCGAAAGGAGCAAAUGCCCUUUUGUCCUUGA